AGUUUGGAAACGUUUAAAGUUUUUGCAUCAUUUCCAAAAACAAAACAAAAAUGAGUCCAAUAAAACUAUUUAAAAUAAUCGUCGAGAUUUUAUCGAUUAUAGCUCUAGCAAAUGGAAACUUAGUUACGUUAGAUGGAGAAUGUCCAUUUGCUCGACUUAAACCUCCACAAAAUGCUGUUAUUCCAAUUCUUAAAGGAAAAUUUAAUGUAAUUGCUGAAACAUCCGAUGGCCCUUUAAAUCGAACAGAUGUACAAAUGCUGUUGAAACAAUCAUCAAAAGAUUCAAUUGUAAUGACACAAAGAUUUCUAUUUCCCGAAAAUGAUCAAUGCUAUGAUAUUAAAAUUCAGAGCAAAGCUUUAGAACGGAAUGGAGUCUAUGAUGUCAAGUAUCAGGUUGCACCUGAUACGUCUCCUGUAGGAUUCACAGGUUAUUAUAUAGCUCUUGAACCACGUACUUUGUUUGGUAUUGGUUUAUUAUGUCAUAAUUUACCAAAUUCCAAAUAUGAUGUCGACAUUGCAGUCUUAUCAGGACUUACAGACAAAUAUGAUCAAGCUAUGCAAGAGAGAGUUCAAAAAAUAUUUAAAGAACAAAAUAUUCCGCAAUUAUAUCAAUAUAUGGUUCCCGUUCCUCAGAAUCAUAAAUGUGACUUCUCUAUGGAAGAAAUAGUCGAUUCUUUCAGACCUUCACCAGAUGCUUUACCAGAUUCAACAGAUUCUACAGUCCCAGACCUUCCUAUUUAUUUAUAAGAACUUCCAAUAAAAAUUAAA
Messenger RNA from Chrysoperla carnea, 767 nucleotides. RefSeq lists its product as uncharacterized. Lineage: Eukaryota; Metazoa; Arthropoda; Insecta; Neuroptera; Chrysopidae. The record is from RefSeq and is a predicted model, not a curated record. Bases 51 to 746 code for a protein of 231 amino acids. The transcript has 4 exons.